This is a messenger RNA of Xenia sp. Carnegie-2017, 729 nucleotides long. RefSeq lists its product as uncharacterized. The record is from RefSeq and is a predicted model, not a curated record. The coding region runs from base 8 to 343 and encodes 111 amino acids. Lineage: Eukaryota; Metazoa; Cnidaria; Anthozoa; Malacalcyonacea; Xeniidae. The transcript is spliced from 3 exons.
CUGCGACAUGGAUACAGUAACCAUGACUGAAUUGAAGCAAGUUUUGAAGGAGCAAGAAGAUCACAUCGGCCAGUUAGAGGCGUGUAAUGGCGAUCUAAGGCUUGGCCGCCAUCAUGUCGAAAAGCGUUUGAAGGGCGUUCGCGAAGAACUCGAGGAAGCACAGAAAAAUCUCCAGGGACUUGAAAAUGAGAUAGCUCAUAAUGCUGAAGUCUUGAAGGAGAAAAAGGAAAUGUUGGAAGUGCACAAGAAACUUAUUCAAAACUUGAGUAGAAAGCUUGAGGCGAAAGAAGAGGUUACUGCGAGAUCACAACCCUUAAAGGUCGCUGCGACAUGGAUACAGUAACCAUGACUGAAUUGAAGCAAGUUUUGAAGGAGCAAGAAGAUCACAUCGGCCAGUUAGAGGCGUGUAAUGGCGAUCUAAGGCUUGGCCGCCAUCAUGUCGAAAAGCGUUUGAAGGGCGUUCGCGAAGAACUCGAGGAAGCACAGAAAAAUCUCCAGGGACUUGAAAAUGAGAUAGCUCAUAAUGCUGAAGUCUUGAAGCAGAAAACGGAAAUGUUGGAAGUGCACAAGAAACUUAUUCAAAACUUGAGUAGUAAUAAUAGUAAUAGUUAAUAAUAACAAUAACAAUAACAAUUGGUUACUUCAAGUAUUGAUAUUCAGGCAUAAAUCAAUAAAGAUACCAAUAAAAUUCGCAAUAAAUAAAUACUAUUUGCUAAACAUGAAAAAAAA